Tigriopus californicus is the source of this 4519-nucleotide messenger RNA. RefSeq lists its product as uncharacterized. The record is from RefSeq and is a predicted model, not a curated record. The coding region runs from base 161 to 4189 and encodes 1342 amino acids. The transcript has 2 exons. Lineage: Eukaryota; Metazoa; Arthropoda; Copepoda; Harpacticoida; Harpacticidae.
UUUCGGCCACCCUGAUAUAGACUGUCAUUGUGAAGAAGUGAAGGAAGUCAACCUGUCUGUCUUCCUUCCUUCUUUCUCUCUUCAAAGGUUGCGUUGUGAUCGAGUCCCCCGAGAGAUAAUAAUGCCCAGGACAAAUCCGUCAUUGAGAUCUGUUUGAGCCAUGGGCGAUGGGGAGUUCUCGGCCACCUCGUGCUCCUCGUCGUCUUCGUCGUCGACCUUGGCCUUUCAGGAUAGUCUGGCCUUUGGUGGCGCGCCCUCCGCCCUCCAUGGCUUGUCUCAUCCCAUCAUGACCACGGCCGAGCCGCAGCUCAGCGACAAAAUCAAAAACAUGGCCCUGCUCACGUUGUUAAACAACAAACGCCAUGGAACGGGCGGCGUGGCCCAUCACGGACCCCCCGUGACCACUCACAACCCCAAUUUGAACAUUUUGAGUCCGGAUCAGUACUCGCACCGCUCCAAUGAAAGCCCGCCCUUGCACUUUUCGGACUCGCCCUCCCCGCCCCCGUGCUCCCCACCCUCCAUAUCCCUGGCCGCCAUCGAUCCCUCGAACCUGUUCUACCGCUCCGUGGAACCGGAUCUAAGUGGGGGUUUCGAAUUAGGCCAUGGGGGCCCGUCCACCUCGGAGAGUUAUCCCGAUGGCUUUCAAUCCGUUCUCACUCACGAGCACAGUGACCCGUUGUUGUCUUCCUCGGCGGCUGGCGACGUGGUCCUGGGUCCCACUUACGCCGUUCCGUCCACGUCCGUUAACAGUGGGUCCAUGGCCCUUUUGGUAAGUACCCAAGAUCCAGGGACCCAGCCGUCCAUGUUGAACGACUACCUAACGACUCAAUCGCCGUCACAUGUGAUGACCACCGCCCCAACGGCCAAUCCACCGGCCCCCAAGCAUGACAAGCUCGUGUUGUUUGGGUGUUUUCGAUGUAAUGUGAACGCCUCACCGGCAGAUUCGGGCGUGAAGCAAUAUGUGAUUCACGUGUUUGACCAAGGCUGCUACUUCACCCCCGGUCCGGAUCCAGAUUAUUCCCUGGUGAUCUCAGUGCAAAAUUCUCCGGUUGUCAAUUGCCUCUACUCGAAGAUCGAUCCCAACCGAGCAUCGCAUGACCAAGUGACGUUGAUCUUCCAGGACCGACGGGUUCUGGCUCCGAAACCCGGGUCCGCAUCGCAAGCCAUUCAAGGGAUCAAAGCGGGCAAGGUGUUCUUCACUCAAGUGACUGCGCUUCAAAGGAUCUUGUUGUUCUUUAAGCGGUCGUAUAAUUUGCCAUGGAUCACAAACGUGAUCCAACUGACCGAAACCGAGAAUCCAAGCGUGGCCUCUCAAGAGGAUUUCCAGAUCUUACACGGCUUGAGUCGUCCUUCAGUGCUCACGAAUGGACACGGCCCUGCUGGCUCUUUAGGCUCACCCUCUUUGUUAGCCGCGUCAUCUUCGGAAACCUUGCAUUUCCAAAGUGGAACCAUCACGCUUCACGCCUCAGGUGGAGACAGUGAGGGCACGUUGUCACAUCAAAGUAGUCGAACCACGCCUCUAGUGUCGGAAAAGGCAGUCUCUGUCCAUACCGGUUCUCCAGCCACUCCCGUAGCUGCCUCGCCCGUGAUGGCCCCUCCAUCGUCUCCUCAUCCGGUAGCUUCCCAAGGGAUCCUUUCUCAAAUGUUGAGGAAUCCACCCAAACCUCGGCAAGCGACUCCUGUGCGUCCUUCCCUCCCUCCACAAGUUCAACCAUCCCCACUCACCUCGCAGCAACCGCAACUCCAAUCACGGGAACAGACAAGUCAUGUGACAGUUGGAUCGCUUACAUCGUCCACCCCGACCACCCCCACUACACCUACGUCUUUGAGUACGCCCAUGAUGACGCCGAGCUCCAUAACUGCCCUUCUCUCAAAAGCCCAACCUGUUCCUCUGGAGUCCCUGGCCAAGAAGCAAACGCCUCCCCAUCCACCUCCUGUAUAUCGAAUGCCCCAGCAAAGCAUUCCCACCACAAAUCCCCCGCCUUAUCAUUCGGUGGUUCGAGCAAGUACGCCUCAGGUUAUGGCCACCACCACGGCCGCACCCACGUUAACCACCAAUGCAGUCCAAGACUCGAUGAGAGUGUCUGCAGACGUUCAAAACGUGUCACGCCAAUACGCAGGCCUCACCCCUGAACAGUCUUCCUUAUGCAUAUCGUGUCAAAAUUGUCCGCUAAAGUUCAAAUACUCGAUUGAGAAUCUCUUCCAUUUUAUAUUAAGCAAUAAGUGCUUACAACAUGUGCUCGGAACACGGCAGGACACGAAACAAGCUUUCUACCCGGCAUUCUUUGAGCUCAUGGCUCAGCGAUGUGGUUUGUCGUCGGAGCAAAUGUUCCAGUGUGAUUCUUGCUUAUCCGUGGUCAAAGGACCCAUGCUCUAUUGCAUCCAUCGGGACCAACACAGACCCGCCAUGGGAGACCUCUUCCCGUGCCAGUUCUGUGGUUUCCUAUUUCGCGCUCCUCACGCAUUCUAUCGGCACGUGUGCAUCCGGAAUCUGGAUCCGAAAUCUUUGCUCAAGCGAUUCGCUGAAGGCCACCUCCAGUCUUCUGCCUUGGGAGGAGGUAGAUUCGACACCUUCAGGAUCUACAGUCUACUCACGCAGGAGGAGAAGACACAGAUCCUCAAGUGCCCAAUUUGUGCCAAAGGGUUUGCUUACUUCUCAGGUCUAGUGGUUCACAUCCGAUCCUCGGGUGCUUGUUUGAAUGGGGUGUUUGAGCAAAACAAGGCUCAAGGUGGACACAACCCGAACACGAACUUGGAUUUGACCAAUCUCCUGCUCACCAAUCACGGCUUGAAUCCUCGACUGAUGGAAUGUGAGUUGUGUGGAACAAAAGUCAAGAACCAAAUUGGGUACGCCAUCCAUCGGGAUCAUCAUUCGCUCCAAGAACAAGGCACGUUGAUUUGCAAGGGCUGCAACCAAGACUUCCAGUCCCCCUGCGAGUUCUAUCGCCACAAUUGUCAAGUGGGUGGUCAAGGACCGUCCUUGUUUUGGUGUCCUUUUUGCGUGAUUUCGCGGCACUGCGAUCAACUCAAAGGGCCCAAAAUCAGUGAACCAAGUGUGAGCCAGAAUGCGUUCCAGCCCGUGCUGGUUUCGUCAAGCUCCAGUUUCAGUUCAGUGCCCAAUUUGCCCAUUUUAACCAGUGCUUCAACUCCUAUGGUUCCCAUUGUUCAGGUGACUGAAUCCACGACGGUUGUGACGCCGGUGAGCACCCCGAAAUUGGAGAUUGUGCCCGUUCAAAAGACAAGUAAAAUCCCACAAGUUAUUUCAAAGACACCAUCCACGCCCCCACCAAUCAAACCUGAGAUAAGAGUAAGUCAAGAUACUCAAUAUACAGAUCCUCUCGAAGAAUGCCUUCAACGGAUUCACGAAGGCCGUCUCCCUUCGGAUGAGUUAACGCCGUCCAACCGGACCCUAACCAGUCAGGAUAUUAAAGGGGCUCUCAUAAAAUUGGAACCGACCCCUCCGAAAGCCAAGCCCCAGUCGUCUCAUUCUCGACCCUCAAAAGACAAGCAACCCUCUCGAAUGAGCUCGAGUUCGUCCUUGGCGACGGUUCCAAGCCUUCCCUCUCCCCCAACUGAAACCAGCACUCUUCCCGCUAAUUUUGAUCUGGUGUUCACUCAAAGCAAUUCCAAGGCUCCAGCAAAGAACGCCCGGAGACCAUCCAAGGGUACGGCUCGCCGGGGUCGGCCCCGAGUCUUAGGUCAAAAUGGCCGAGGCCAUCUAGGUCCAUCUCACAUGGCGAAUGGCCAAGCUCCGCCCAUGGUGGCUCGGAAGAGUAAGCCGCCCCCACCCUCGCCGGAUUUUGUUCUCAGUUUGCCCGAGACGGUCAAUGGUGCUUUUUCAUCCGGCUCGGGGGUCCAUUCGGAAGUUGGCCGUCCCCUGGACAUUCGUCAUGGAUACAUCUGUAUGGACUGUGAUCCACCCAGGAUCCUCCGAAACGCCCAAAGUCUAUCGGAGCACUCGAGUAACCCACUCACGGGACGUCACGUCCAAAUUAGCUCAUUAUUGAAAUACGAUAAUCUCUCGAUACCGAUCAAAGACCUGACAUUGGUGCCUAAAUAUGCGGGUUUUGUGGAGGAAGCCAAGAGACGUCGAACUGACACCCCACCUCCCUCAUUCUCAUCUUCAAAUUUGGAUGGAAAACCCGGACAUUCACGCAAGAACCAAGCCCGUACCGAAACUCAAAUGUAACUUAGUAAAAUGCUCAAAAAUGAACAACCACGAACACCUUGGAUUAGGUGUCAAAUUCUCAUGAAAAUAUCAGAAGAAGAAACGAUCCCAUGAUCCGGCUGCCCCUACAUUGUUGCCAGAAAUCAAACUCUAUAUUUAUAAUGCUGACUUAUUUAUCUUGUCGAUUUGAACGUAUGCACAAAUUUUCAAAGCGUAUUUGUACCCAAAUAAUACCAAUAUCUGACAUUUCGCAAAACUGAUCUGAUCUUUUCAAGAUGUUCGUUACUAGAUAAUCUAUCUUGUACCAUUAUUACUGUGACCAGAAAAUACAGAGUCCGCAUAUUUCUCAAA